AGCUGUAUUUAGAAAAGAAUUUUGUUUAGCCUUCAACAGUCGAUAUAUUGGCCUUCAUCUCUUCUGAGACAUCUGAUAUAUAUUGGCCUUCUACUUUUCAAUUAAACAAUCACAAAUUCCUUCAUUUCAUCUAGUUCGAUCAUUCCUUUUUUUCUUUCUAGGAAUCGCUCGCAAAACGUCUUUUUUCUUCUCCUGUUUUAACAAAGGUGAUUUAUCUCUCUCCCUUUUUUCCUCCAUUGAUUUAUACUUUAUGUUCUAGAUUUCUAGAUUUUCAAUUUCUUUAGCAGAGCAUACAGAUUUGAUUUUCUAGUAAUUUCAAAUUUAUUUUGAUUUGAUUUUUCUUAAUUUUACGGGAAAUGAUUUUUAAAGCUAGAGUCAUAGGUCAAUAGCCCGAGACCAUGCGAAAUGAUUAUCACCUAGUAGCAAUACAUGGGUAAUUAAGUUUCCUGGUUGAUCACCAGAAGCUAGAUAAUAGGGAGAAGAAGGAUCUAUCUUACCUUCAACUUCCAUUGAAACACAGAGGCAAGAAAAGUGAAAAAAAAAAAAGUUUGGAUGGUAGGGUUUGCUACAGCUCUGAUACAAGCUAGGAAUUAGGGUUAAUCAUGUCGUUUUUCAGAGGUAUUUCAAAGCUCUCAAAACUACGCUCUCGAGUUGACCAACAAUCAUGCCUUAGCAGUUCUGUAAGAUGGAUUCAGAUGCAAAGCUCCUCCAAUCUUGACCUUCGAUCAGAGUUACAAGAACUGAUUCCACAACAGCAGGAACGAUUGAAGAAAAUAAAGAAAGAACAUGGAAAUGUCCAGCUUGGAAACAUUACUGUUGAUAUGGUUUUGGGCGGAAUGAGAGGAAUGACCGGUUUACUUUGGGAAACUUCCUUACUUGACCCUGAAGAGGGCAUCCGGUUUAGAGGUUUAUCUAUUCCUGAGUGUCAGAAGCUUCUACCAACUGCGAGUCCUGGUGGGGAGCCAUUGCCAGAAGGUCUUCUUUGGCUUCUUUUGACGGGGAAGGUUCCAAGCAAAGAGCAAGUAGAUACACUAUCAGCAGAAUUGCGAGAACGUGCUUCAGUCCCAGACCAUGUGUUCAAAACAAUUGAUGCGCUUCCAAUUAAUGCUCAUCCAAUGACUCAGUUUGCUACUGGUGUUAUGGCCCUUCAGGUGAAAAGUGAAUUUCAAAAGGCAUAUGAGAAAGGAAUCCAUAAGUCGAAGUUUUGGGAACCAACAUUUGAGGACUGUCUUAGUUUAAUUGCUCAAGUUCCUAUUGUUGCAGCUUAUGUUUAUCGACGGAUGUAUAAGAAUGGACAAACUAUACCAUUGAAUGACUCCCUUGAUUACGGUGGCAAUUUUGCACACAUGUUGGGAUUUGAUAGUCCCCAGAUGCUUGAGUUGAUGCGUCUUUAUGUCACAAUUCACAGUGAUCACGAGGGUGGAAAUGUUAGUGCGCACACUGGCCAUCUGGUGGGUAGUGCACUUUCAGAUCCAUAUCUUUCAUUUGCAGCUGCAUUGAAUGGUUUGGCUGGCCCACUCCAUGGAUUAGCCAACCAGGAAGUCUUGUUGUGGAUUAAAUCAGUUGUCGAUGAAUGUGGGGAGAACAUCUCAACAGAUCAGUUGAAAGACUAUGUUUGGAAGACAUUAAACAGUGGCAAGGUUGUACCUGGAUUUGGCCAUGGAGUUCUGCGGAAGACAGACCCUAGAUACACUUGCCAAAGAGAAUUUGCAUUGAAGCACUUGCCUGAUGAUCCCCUUUUUCAAUUGGUGUCAAAGCUGUAUGACGUGGUGCCUCCUAUUUUGACAGAGCUUGGAAAGGUUAAGAACCCAUGGCCGAAUGUUGAUGCUCAUAGUGGAGUUUUGUUGAACUAUUAUGGACUGACGGAAGCUAGGUACUAUACAGUUCUGUUUGGUGUGUCAAGGAGCCUUGGAAUUUGCUCACAGCUUAUUUGGGACCGAGCUCUUGGUUUGCCACUCGAGAGGCCAAAGAGUGUGACGAUGGAAUGGCUCGAAAAACAUUGCAAGAAAGGAGCAUAAUUAGAACGAGGACAUAAACUCAUUACAAUUCUAUAGGAAUUUUCAAUAAGGACAUAAACAUUGCUAAAAAAGUAUCCUUUAUGGAUAUGAAAGGAUAACGAGUAAUUUUGCACUUGAUUUUUUUUUUUUUUCUUUUUGCAGCAAGGGUUGGUUUUUGGCAUUUUCUUGCCUUCAAAAUUUUUUAUAGAUCGUUGAGAACAUGAACUAAUAAGAACUUAUGCGAGGAAUUCAUUCAGAACAGAAACUUAGAAUUGGAAUAUGAAAUCAGCGGAACCAACUAUCAGUGUGCUGAAUAAUGUGUUGCUUAUUUUGUUCAAGUUUUAUAGUUGUAUUACGCAAGAUCGAAGUGGUAGAUUUUGAAGUGUUUACGUGUAUACUCAUUGGUUAUAAACUAAAAAAAUUGUAUUGAUUGUUAGCUGUUUGUUAA
Messenger RNA from Amaranthus tricolor (Joseph's coat), 2445 nucleotides. RefSeq names its product citrate synthase, mitochondrial. Bases 603 to 2018 code for a protein of 471 amino acids. Gene Ontology annotation, biological process: tricarboxylic acid cycle; citrate metabolic process; carbohydrate metabolic process. The transcript has 20 exons. NCBI's taxonomy places the organism in Eukaryota, Viridiplantae, Streptophyta, Magnoliopsida, Caryophyllales, Amaranthaceae. Gene Ontology annotation, cellular component: mitochondrial matrix. The record is from RefSeq and is a predicted model, not a curated record.